AGAACUGCCUUCUCGGGCGGGAAAGAGACGCGGCACAAGGCGCCCCACGGCCCCAUCGCUCGCUGCAGGCGGAGGGCCGGGGGCCUCCCGCGUGACGCCUCGAACCGUAGAGUUUUCGGAAGGAGCGCCCUAGAGAAAGGGCGCAUGCGCGCGGCCGCACCACCCAGGGAACCGCCGCUGCCGCCGCCGCCGCCAUGACCUCCGCCUCCACCAAGGUGGGCGAGAUCUUCUCCGCGGCCGGCGCCGCCUUCACCAAGCUGGGCGAGCUGACGAUGCAGCUGCACCCGGUGGCCGACUCCUCCCCGGCCGGGGCCAAGUGGACGGACGCCGAGAUCGCCCUCCUGCGGGCCUCCGUGCAGCGCUUCGGCGACGACCUGCACCGCAUCAGCGCCCUCAUCAAGGACCGGACCGUGGCGCAGCUCAAGGCGGCCGCCAAGCGCAAGGCUUACGAGGACUCCGGGCUGCCCCCGCCGCCCCCCGCCGACUCCCCGAAGAAGCCCGCCGGCCGCAAGCCGCCUCCGCCCGCCGGCCCCGCGCCCCCGCCGGCCGAGCCGCCCGCCGCCAAGAAGACCAAGGUGGACUUGACCCUGAGCGCCCUGAACGAGGCUGACGCGCCCCGGGAGGAGGGCGACGGGCUGGUGGGCGAGGCGCCCCCGCCGGCCAAGAAGCUCAGCUUCGACCAGGGUAAGGGCGGGCGGGGGGCGAGUGGGGGUCCCGCUGCCCCCUCCUUUCCGGCUGCGCCGGCUCCGCGCUCUCCCCCUUUCUCUCUCUGUCUCUCUCUGUCUCUCUUGCAGACAGCCUGAACCUGGAGCCCGGAUUCCUGCUGACGCCCGGCGGAGCCGACCUGCCGCUACUCUCCCGCUGAGCCCCCGCCCUACGGAGCCCCCCCUCCCCGGCUUCUUCCCCCACCUCGGGCAGGGCCUGGUGGUAGUGGGCGCCCCACCCCAGGGUCGCCAGAGGCGUCUGUGCCUCUUGUUGUCCUGUCCUGGAGCCCAAUAAAGGCUGCUGUGCUCUG
Messenger RNA from Ahaetulla prasina, 1015 nucleotides. RefSeq names its product chromosome 4 C17orf49 homolog (gene BACC1). The coding region runs from base 195 to 803 and encodes 202 amino acids. The record is from RefSeq and is a predicted model, not a curated record. The transcript is spliced from 4 exons. NCBI's taxonomy places the organism in Eukaryota, Metazoa, Chordata, Lepidosauria, Squamata, Colubridae. Gene Ontology annotation, cellular component: MLL1 complex; NURF complex.